UUCGGAUGAACAUGUGUUCCGUUCCACUUCCACGUUUAACUUUUCUACUCCCGGUCAACUCCCACAGUCCACCAGUUCUUUAGAGAGUAGAGACUGCACAAGCAAGCUGGCCUGAAGUUAUUUGCCUUCUUUUGACAGAAGUGUGAUUUCGGUGAAUACGGAAAAUUUAUGAAAACAUGAAGAACUUAUUUAUUUUCGCGUUACUUAUCAUCCCAGCAGUAAUAUUUACUGUGGAUUCAAACAAUAACAGGUUGUUCGCAUCAGCAGAAGACGAUGUAGAUGACGAUGAGAUGGUUGAAGAAGAGGGCGAUGGGGAAGAGACAUCAGUGACUGACGAAGGUGGAGAAGAGGGUGAAGAUACUCAACCAGGGGCCUCGCCACUUGCAGACACGACUGUUCUGUUCACCAGGCCCGUGUCGCCUGGUUCUGGCACCAACCUCGAUCUUCCUGGUGGGCAGCUGGUGGAGUUCAUGGUCGGGUUCACGAACAAGGGAGGCCAGGACUUUGUGGUGGAGACGCUGGACGCUUCGUUCCGCUACCCCAUGGACUACACCUUCUACAUCCAGAACUUCACCGCCGUCGCGUACAACAAAGUUGUCAAGCCCCGGCAGCAGGCGACGUUCCUGUACUCGUUCAUCCCGUCCGAGGCGUUCUCCGGGCGGCCGUUCGGCCUCAACGUCAACCUGAACUACAGGGAUGCGGCGGGGGCAGUGUUCCAGGAGGCGGUGUACAACGAGACGGUCCAGGUGGUUGAGCUGGAGGAGGGGCUGGACGGCGAGACGUUCUUCCUGUACGUGUUCCUGGCGGCGUGCGUGGUGCUCCUGCUGGUUCUGGGGCAGCAGUUCCUGUACUCGGUCGGCAAGAAGCGCGUGGGCAAGAAGCCCGUCGUCGAGACCGGCACCUCCAACCCCAACGACGUGGACUACGAGUGGGUGCCGCGGGGCAUGCUCAACGCCUUCAACAAGUCCCCGCGUGCGCCGAAGCAGAGCCCCAGGCAGCGGAAAACCAAGCGCUCGGCCGGGUCGGACAACUGACCUGCCGUCGGCCGGACGAUGCCAGGAGGCGCGGUGGUGCGUGGAGCGGUCACACAAGGAAGAUAGACACUUGGUUUCGGAUUGGUAGCGGAGCUUGGCUAGAUUCUCAAGAGGAGCGGUGCCACAGAACUGCCAGUUUGCAUCACAGCAGCACAUGCGUUCGCUGUUUGAAAAACUGGGGUGUGGUUACGAUGAAGGAAUUUUUUUUUUUUAAUGUAUUCAGUGGAUUGGUCAUACAUUGCGUAUGAAAUGAGCUUGUGUAAUGAAUUGAAAAUGUAUUGGCUUCAAUGUCUGGGUGUUGCCUACGGCAGUUUUUAAUGAUACAAGAUUUUUUAAAAGGACAGAAGAAUUUUAAUGAAAUUUUUUUUUAUGUUCAAGAUAUUUAACUUACUAACAACUCAAAUUGUACAUCUAGCACAAAUGUUUCGUCAGCCCAUUCCAUGUGUACUAUGUGCAAUAAAAUUUUUGUGUCUUAAUAUAUUUAUGUCUUAAAAAAAUAUCUUGUAGCUUUUGUUCAGUGUGCAAGGAAGUCUUUUGAAUGAUGUAUUUUAGUUUAUAUUUCUGCAGGUGACUAAAAUCAAACAAACAUUUUUUUGUUUUCUUUCAAACACUUAUUUCAGUUUUUUCUUUAAAUUUUUUUUUCCCCAGAAACAGUUAAGGUGGGUUUACGAUUGAAAAUUAAGAAUCACGACUUAGUCGUGUACUUACCAUAUGACUCUAUGUAAACUAGUGGAAUGUUUUAUGAUUGUUGUGUGUGAAUUUUGACGGGUCGUGUGCGAACCAUAUGAUGACUUAAGACUUAACAGAAAUAGUUAUAUUUUAUAUUUUUCGUUAAGACUUAAGGGAAGCGACCAAUCACAACAAACCGGAACCUUUCAACCGAAAGUUUAUGUCUUAUUAUUGGACCGAGCGAGGCAGUAUUUUGGGUUAUAAUUCGUAUAUUUGUCAUUUGUAAUCAUCAUCCAUUUCGAAAAAUAGAUAUCCCAUUUGUCAAUAACCUAUUUCAAACCUGCUUCUCCGUUUCGAACAAUGGCCGACCAUGUGUUUUGUGCUGUGAUUGGUUAGAAUUAACGACUUCUAUGUCAAUCAUAAACUGGAAAAUGUAGUUUUGUCUUAAUCGUGUGCCCAUUGUUAACUUAUAAUUCUUAAGGAAAUCAAUCGUAAACCCAGCUUUAUUAUUUACAAAUGUUUAUUUAUUGUCUCUUGUCAGUAUCAAUUGUGAUGUGAAGUAUUACAUAAACUUAAAUUUCCGUAGUAUAAUGGCGUACUAGAUGUGCUCUCUCUCUCGUUUUCAUGUACAGUUUUAAAAAAAUAAUUUUUGCAUUAUGAAGUUCUUAAUUUAGUUUAGGUUAAAAGUUUUUUGGCUUGAAAAGACAUGUACUAGUUUUAGAUUGUAGUAAUAUUAAGAGGAUAGGAAAGGUUGCAUCAAACAUGAAUGACGACAUUAUAAAAUCAAAAAUAGACUGGGCGGCGUGACAGAAUUCAAUGGGGUUUGUUUUGUCGGCUAGAUGUUUUCAUUACGGAGACCUAAAUGUGCAAAAUAGUACAAUGUAUAGUUAUAAAAAAAUUGCAAACGGAUUUUUGUAAAAUAAUGGCUUGACAAAAAAGUUUUAAAAAAUGAAAAAAAUGUUGGCUGUAAGAAAAACUUAUAUAAAACAAAAACCUCUAUAAAAACAAAAUCUUAUAGCAAAAUAAAUUUCAAUAAUUUUCUUUUACAGUUGCAUAAUAGAAUUUUUUAAUAAGUUAAAAUUAUAAUAUGUAUAUUUUUUGUUAUAAGAUUCAGUAGUAUAGAGGUUUUUAUUAUCUGGUUUUAGUAAUUUUACAGCCAAAUUUCUUUUUUUUUUCUUUUCUUCCCCCAGUUUUAAAUAGUGAUGUGCGAGUCUCGGCAUCAUCGAGAACGAGUCGAGACAGAAAUUUUCUCGAUCUCGUCUCGAGAUAAUUUUUUUGGCUCGGAAUUUUCGAGAAUUUUUUAAACAAGAAAUAGGUUAGGUAAUAUAAUAUAUUGAGGCAGCAUUUUGCGUUGCGUGUUGAAAUAAUUAACAUAUCUUCAACGUAACGUAGAUCGAAUAAAAUAAAAUAUACUUGUUACGAUAGUAUACACGAUAAAUUAUUAAAAAGUUAAAAACUAACAACUUCCGUUCACAAGUCACUACAUGAAACGGUAAACGUAAACAAUGAAUUGUGCUGUGGUUAUCACAUUAAAUUACAGAAGAAAAUGAUUAUUUUCCGUUAAUAAAACCAACAUUAAAGUUAAAAAUAAAUCAUUUUCGGUAUCAAUAUCAAGUAUCAACGUAAAUCGUUACGGUAAAAAAUAAAAAUAUAAACAUGACUGCAGAAUUCUUCCGCGAUUGCAUUUUGUUUUAUGGCCUUAUGUUAUACACACGGCCAGCAGUAUAUAACAAGCAACAUGAUGUUUAAAUUGCGGUCCGUAUCGAUAGUGACAUAUCGAUAGUGGUGAAUGUUCAGACUUUCAUGAUCAAGUACCGUCCAUGGCUCAAGGAAACUGUAUAGACUAUGGAGUCAAUAACGUAUGUUUACAAUUACAUACGACAGUAGGCAAAUAAACUGUUGAGUGUAAAGGUAAAGUUGUAGUUGCAAUUGCAGUUGUGGAUACUUGAUAAAAUUAUUGAAUAAUUAUGUAUGUUUGUCAGAUUAUUGAGUUUUACUUUUUUGGAUCAUAUUAUCCUGUUAACUAAAGUACAGAUUUCUCGAUCUCGACUCGAUUCUCGAGAAUUUUUAAAUUGCUUUCUCGAUCUCGUCUCGAAUUCAAAAAAGUCUUUCUCGCACAUGCCUAGUUUUAAACCCUUUUGUUCAUGAAAAAUUGUGUGUGUUUUUUUAAUAUAUAAUCUAUAUACUAUAUUGACUAUUUGUGUAUAUUGAAUGAAGUGUCUGUAAUGAAACUAUAUAGCAGAUAAAACAAACCCAAUGAAAAUGUGUCAAGUCGUUUAGAUUAUAUUAUUGUUUUUAUACUCUCUGAAUUUUUUCAUGAUGUGACCUUUCCAAUCCUCUUAAAUAGUUAUUUCCUUUAGCUGGUAAUAUUUUGAUUUUAAGAGCAAUUUUUAUGGUGGUUUGUGAUCUGGUAGUGUUGAUGAUGUUAUUCGUGUAAUGUUUUUUGGGUUGUGAUUUUAUUUUCCUAUCCUCAUUGAUCGAACUGAAUAAACCUUGUUAAAGUACAACAUUA
Messenger RNA from Bacillus rossius redtenbacheri, 4215 nucleotides. Its product is annotated as translocon-associated protein subunit alpha. The record is from RefSeq and is a predicted model, not a curated record. NCBI's taxonomy places the organism in Eukaryota, Metazoa, Arthropoda, Insecta, Phasmatodea, Bacillidae. The transcript is spliced from 5 exons. The coding region runs from base 177 to 1034 and encodes 285 amino acids. Gene Ontology annotation, cellular component: endoplasmic reticulum; endoplasmic reticulum membrane.